Cladocopium goreaui is the source of this 982-nucleotide messenger RNA. NCBI's taxonomy places the organism in Eukaryota, Dinophyceae, Suessiales, Symbiodiniaceae. The record is from the annotation of a GenBank genome assembly.
ACCAGACCGUCGAGGCCUUGGCGCAGGAAACGGGCGACCGACGUUUCGCCUUCGACAGCUACCGUCGCUUCGUGCAGACCUACGCCGUGACGGUGCUGACAAAGCGCCCGGAGCUGCGGCGGCGCUUCGAAAAAGUCAUGGAACGCGCCAAGCAACGACGGGAGGUGACAGAUGACCACGAGUUGCUUCCAGAAGAUUUAGAGCAGUUGGUUUCUGACUACAAAACGGCAGUGCACUUGGAACUGGGCGUCCCCUUCCCUGAAGAUCCUGAAGAGCAACUGUGGGGAGCCAUCGGCGCCGUGUUCAACUCCUGGAUGAACCCAAGGGCCAAGACCUAUCGACAGCUUCACGGCAUGCCUGAGAGCUGGGGAACCGCCGUCAAUGUGCAGGCCAUGGUCUUUGGAAAUUUGGGGAAGGAUUGUGCCACUGGGGUGGCCUUUACCCGCAACCCCUCCAGCGGCCUCAACGACGUCUACGGCGAGUGGUUGGCCAACGCCCAGGGCGAGGACGUCCUGCUGGGCCGCCGACGGCCGCAGGAGAUGACGAUCAAAGCGCGCUUGGCGCAGCGGGGGGAGAUGCCAUCACUGGAAGAGGCCAUGCCCAACCUCUUCCGGGAACUUAGCGCCGUGUGUCGGCAGCUGGAAGAUCAUUACAAGGACAUGCAAGAUAUUGAAUUCACGAUCCAACAAGGCAAGCUCUACAUGUUGCAGACCCGUACUGGAAAACGAACCGCCCAUGCUGCCGUGCAGAUCGCAGUGGAUUUGGCCCAGGAGGGUUUGAUCUCCAAGGGCUCUGCCCUGCUCCGCCUGAAACCGGAGCUCAUCACCCAGCUGCUGCACCCCACGCUGGACGUCUCGUCCACGGAUCGGUGGCAGCGGCUAACGCGUGGACUGCCGGCGUCGCCGGGGGCGGCGACGGGGAAGGUGGUCUUUACAGCGGAUGAGGCGGAGAAGAGGAGUCGAAAUGGAGAGAAGGUGGUUGG